AUGAUUACUAGAGAUAAUGCCAGUAACAACAAGAUAAUAGCUUCAGAGCUAUACUAUACUUUGAAGGGAAAUAUAGCUCAUAUCUUGAACUUGAUUGUGAAGGACAUUCUUCAAGCACUGAAACCUGGCAGUAACAGCCUAUAUCUACACAGUCAGCAUUGGCAAAGCUCCGAAUUCUCAGUCUUUGGAUUGAUCACAGCCCUCAACAAAGGCAAAAAUGGAAGGAUAUUUGCCAAUUCAUAG
Molecule: messenger RNA, 243 nt
Organism: Aspergillus nidulans FGSC A4
Lineage: Eukaryota; Fungi; Ascomycota; Eurotiomycetes; Eurotiales; Aspergillaceae
Exons: 3
Coding region: 1-243 (80 amino acids)
Source: RefSeq, a predicted model, not a curated record